UCACAGAAUCAACACAUUCUUUGAAAAUAAUUCAAAAACGCGUAACGCAUUAGCGAUGCAAGCCUUUGAAGUUUUCUAUGCACAAACCGAACGUGCCGUGAAUUAUCUGUAUAUUUUAGUGAUUUGCAUUUUACCGCUUUUAUGGUUUGGCGACUGCAAGAAGACGAUGUCGCUGUUAUUCAAGAAAAUCAUACCGCCAAAUUACAAAGAGUACGACAUACAAUGGGACUUUCCGCGCAAUCUACAACUCGUGCUAAUCACCUUGGGUGUGGGGCUCUUCUUUCUGCAUCGCACUUGGCGCUUGCGCUUGCAAGAGGAACGCUGCAAUAGAAUAAAGCUGGAAUCGGCAUUCACCGAAACGCACGAGUUGCAUCAGUUGAAGCUGAAGCUGUUGCAGGCGGUGGAUAAGAUCACUAUGGAGAAGAUAUUGCAGCCGAAAUCCAGUGAGACUAGGGCUAAUCCCAUUUGGAAGCCAAUAAAACGAACAAUUUACAGCAUGCAAGAGGAGGAUUGAG
Bactrocera tryoni is the source of this 515-nucleotide messenger RNA. RefSeq lists its product as uncharacterized. The transcript has a single exon. The record is from RefSeq and is a predicted model, not a curated record. NCBI's taxonomy places the organism in Eukaryota, Metazoa, Arthropoda, Insecta, Diptera, Tephritidae. Bases 56 to 514 code for a protein of 152 amino acids.